Messenger RNA from Paramecium primaurelia, 2044 nucleotides. Lineage: Eukaryota; Ciliophora; Oligohymenophorea; Peniculida; Parameciidae. The record is from the annotation of a GenBank genome assembly.
CUUGAUGAUUUAGCAAUUGAUUAUAAAAUACUAUUUAAUGAAAUGUAUGUAAUCAGUUGAUUUAUUAUUAUAGCAAUGAUAGUAGAUUUUACUUAUUGGAUAAUCUACCAGAGUUUAUUUCUUAUUACCAUAUUAUGCUAUCUUAAAAGAUUCUUUCAACUAACUCUAUUUAAAAGUUGGCAAAUUUGGAUAAUAUUAUUUUUUCAGAAUUUAAAUAUUUUGAAAAAUUAAUUAAAACAUCUGAAUAUUAAUUUUGUUAGUUGAUGAAGGAAUACUUAAUUUAGAAAAAUUAUAGUGCUUUGCUUGAUCUUGGAUAAAAUAGUAACAUUACUUUAUUUUAACAAUUUUUUAUAUAUUUAUUUUAAGACCAAAUAGAAUAAUGUUUAGAGAAAUUUAAACAAUAAAAGAUAUUUCAGAAUGAAAAACCUAAUAUAAAUUUAAUUAAUAUAAAUUCUAUCUAUCAAAAAUGGAUUUAAAUAGAAGAUAAAAUAUAAUUCAUUAAUUCAAAAGGAAAUUUUUCAAAAAUUAUUUUUGAAUAAGGACCAAUUGAAAAUAUUAAUUUUUAUUUACGUGAUUAAAAAACUAAUCAAUAAGAAUUUUAAUAAGAAAUUUUAUAAUAGAAAUCCUAAUAAAUAGAUUAAGAAACAAAAAAGAUGAAAUCAUCAAUUUAAGAAAUUUUGCUUUAAUUUUGUUAAAAGAGGGUUUUAAACAAAUUUACUAAAUUUUUAGCUCCUCAUUUAGAUAAGGUUGAUUAAUAAUUAGGAAAUUUUUAUAAAAUGCAAAGAAUAUUGAAACAUUGGAGAUUAAGUACAUUAACUGAAAAGAGAUACAAAUAAUUUGUGGAAUUAUGUAGAUAAAAAAAUAAAGAAAAUAUAAACAAAUAAAUAAAAAUAAUAGAACAAUCUAAUUUUAGAAUCGAUUUAUCAAGAAAAUUAAUCAAAAAAAAUGCAGAUUAAAAAAAUCUAUAUUAUAAAAUUGUCAUUUUAAAUAAUGAUGAAAAUCAUCAAUAAUUGGUUUCUAAGUUAAUUUUUACUUUAUGCAAUUAAUAACAUACAUCAUAAGAUGAUUCAAUAAUUAUAGAAUCAAAUAUUACAUCUUAAAAAAAUAUAUAUAAAUUGUACAUGAGCAUUUAAAUUUUAUAAAAUUUAGAAAAAGAACGAAUAUGUGGAGCUGAUAUUUUUAUUGUUAUUGGAGACAUUCUAAAAGUAAAUUUAGCCAAACCCUGUUUAUAAAUUGUUUUUGAUUAAAAAUACUAAAAUGAUAAUUUAGAUACUAUAUAAGUGGAUUAUGAGUACAUUGCAUUAUUUGAUAAACUUUAUGAAAGCUAUGAAUUUUAUAAUAAAUUAAAUGAAAUAGUUGAUAAAGGAUUAAAAAAUAAAUAAGCAACAGAAGAUUUAAAAUUAAUCUCUUUGGGUGAUUAUUUUAAAGAAAUUUAAAGGACAGAAUGUGAAGACUAUAAGAAGGAAUAAAUUGAAUAUUUUAUUACUAGAUGUGUAUAAGCAGAAUUAUGCUUAGAAGAUGCAUUAAAUAAUAAUAUCUAUUCAGAUGAUUUUCCUUAAGAAUUACUAUUUGAUAGAUACGUAGAUCAAGAACUCAUUUUAAAAUAUGUUUCUAAAGUACUACUUGGUUGUCAUAAUUUUAGUUCAAUCCAGCAAAUAGAUUAAUGAUACCUCUCUGUAAUUAAAUCUAGAAGAAUAUGAUAAAUGAAAGAGUAUUAUUAAAUACAAUAAAAGAUUAUUUAGAUGAAUACUUAGAUGAAGAAGCAUUAUUAGCUUUAUUCACCUAACAUUUCAAAUUUGGAAAUAAAAUUUAAGGAGACUGGAAGUUGUUAUUUGAAUUCAUUAUGGAGUAGUUGGUGUAGUAUCUUGAGAAUUCUGAUAUAUAUUUUGUAUUGAAAAGAAGCUACAACACAAUUUUAGAUCAAAAUAAAUUGAAAAACAGAGUUCAAUAGGAUGUACAACAACUUCUUAAGAAGGAUUCAGAUUAACAACAGAAAAGUCAAAAUAUAUCGUGUGAUUUAAUAAAAAAAAAAGUUUGCAAAUGA